AUGUUCUAUCAACUUGCAAUUCUAUUUCUAGCAAUCACCGUCUAUUCUCUCCCUUUCACGCACGUAGAACGAGUGAGCAUCAAGGGCAAAGUGAUUUGCGGUGAUCGCUAUUCGGUUGGUGUCGGAAUUCAACUCUGCGAUGGAAGUGAUUGCCUCGAAAAGGUGACGUCAUCGUCACCAAAAGGCGCUUUUCAAGCGUCCGGCAAUUGGAGUGUGUUUUUCUCGAGCGAGCCUUCUGUGCUCAUCACUCACAAUUGUGAUGUCGAAAAUCGAACGAAAUGCCUUCGUCAAACGAGAUUCCCGAUUCACGAAUGGUACGUGUUGAAGGAAGAAAAUAAAUACGACCGAAUUUACGAUAUGAAAUUGGUUCAACUAAUCGCUCGCCAAGAAAAAGAUGAAGAUGGCAAUGAAUCGUGUGAA
Molecule: messenger RNA, 420 nt
Organism: Mesorhabditis belari
Lineage: Eukaryota; Metazoa; Nematoda; Chromadorea; Rhabditida; Rhabditidae
Source: the annotation of a GenBank genome assembly